Molecule: messenger RNA, 159 nt
Organism: Microbotryum saponariae
Lineage: Eukaryota; Fungi; Basidiomycota; Microbotryomycetes; Microbotryales; Microbotryaceae
Source: the annotation of a GenBank genome assembly
AUGUCAUCUACAGCAGCCCCCCCAGAUGCACCAAUUCAAGUGCUCUUAGACGACGUGCUCGAGAUUCCAGAUGAGCAAUUCGCCGCGAUGUCUCCUGUUGCCGAGCUCAUUGUCGGCGAGCUUCUUGCGUUCGAAUUUACCCGGCCUGACCCGGCCUGA